AUGAAGAACAAUAACAUCAACUAUCUAGGCCCCGUACCUUUGCAAAAGACUUUGUUGGAAAAUUUCGAACUUUAUACAUCUAUUUUUGAGGAUUUCAUUGACAGCAACUUUUCUCCCGUUAAACCAUACAUUCCUGCUAUUGGAAGAUUUUUAAUCACUGCAACUUUUUAUGAAGACUCUUUUAGAAUCAUUUCUCAAUGGGCAGAUCAAGUUUUUUAUUUAUGGAAUUAUAGGCACAUUCCUUAUUUUAUCGUGGUAUCCUUUUUAUUUUUAAAUAUUUUAACAAUGACUAUAGCUUCAACUCUACUAGUAAUGAGAAAGCAGUCUUUAAUUGCAACUGUCUGUCUUAUUUGUGUUGUUAUUUCUCAAGGCUUUUUUUAUGGUUUGUUUUCCGAAGGCACUUUUUUAUUAAGAAACUUCUCGGUAAUUGGCGGUUUGUUAUUGGCCUUUUCUGAUUCAAUUAUCUCCGACAAAAGAUCUUUGUUAACAGCUGGUGUUCCCAUGAUUGAAAAUAAAGAUCCAAAAAAAUAUUUUCUUUUGGCUGGCAGAAUUCUUUUGGUUCUUUUGUUUGUGAGAUUUAUAAUCGCUGGCUCUUGGUCUUUUUCAAAAAUCUUAUUAAUAUUAGUUGGAUCAAUUUCUUGUGUUUCAAUUGUUAUCGGUUUCAAAAUCAAAUUUUCGGCUAUUCUAUUAGGAAUUUUACUUACUAUUUAUGAUUUUUCUGUCAAUUUUUAUUGGAGCUAUGGUUACCAAGAUCCCCAUAGAGAUUUUCUCAAAUAUGAGUUUUUCCAAACUUUAUCAAUUGUUGGUGGUUUAUUAAUUAUAGUCAAUACUGGAGCUGGCGAGUUGUCUAUUGAUGAGAAAAAAAAAAUUUACUGA
This is a messenger RNA of Ascoidea rubescens DSM 1968, 876 nucleotides long. RefSeq names its product protein ERV29 (gene ERV29). Gene Ontology annotation, biological process: Golgi organization. Bases 1 to 876 code for a protein of 291 amino acids. Gene Ontology annotation, cellular component: endoplasmic reticulum; membrane; endoplasmic reticulum-Golgi intermediate compartment. The record is from RefSeq and is a predicted model, not a curated record. Lineage: Eukaryota; Fungi; Ascomycota; Saccharomycetes; Ascoideales; Ascoideaceae. The transcript has a single exon.